Molecule: messenger RNA, 1329 nt
Organism: Aspergillus nomiae NRRL 13137
Lineage: Eukaryota; Fungi; Ascomycota; Eurotiomycetes; Eurotiales; Aspergillaceae
Exons: 5
Coding region: 1-1329 (442 amino acids)
Biological process (GO): positive regulation of transcription by RNA polymerase II
Cellular component (GO): nucleus
Molecular function (GO): DNA-binding transcription factor activity; transcription cis-regulatory region binding
Source: RefSeq, a predicted model, not a curated record
AUGGCAACCCUAAGUGUGCGCGGGUACCGUACAUUGCAGUACAUUGAUGAAACACCCAAUUUCAUCGAAACCUCUCCAGCAGAGACGUCUUUCCAAUCUCCUAACGCUCUAAACAGCAGCGUCCAUGCACAGUCCCUCUCCCCGCCAAACUCUGGAGACAGCCCGUCCACGCCAUUUGGAGUACUCUCUACGCGUAUUCUGGAUCCUCCCCAUCUUCCUUGGCCGCAAACUGGUCCUAAGGAAGCAUGUCUACUGCGGUACUUUGUCGAGUACCUGGCCAGAUGGUUUGACCUCUGUGACCCGGAGCGCCAUUUCGUCAAGGCCAUUCCUCAGAUCGCCCGAGGAAGCGAGCCACUGCGGAACGCCAUUCUGGCCGUAUCAGCAAGACACUUCAGCACUUUACCAAAAGAGAAACAGGACAAGAUCAUCGAAGAGUACGGACUACGGCAAGAUCCCGCAAUCAACGAAGAGACACGAACCAGAAGCCCUCAUGGACGAGGUCCUCCUAGCAACAGUAGUGAUCCUCCGAUCUACGAAGAACUAGACAGCCCUUUCAUUGACCUCCCAACCGAAACAGCAAUCCAAGGCCUCCACGUCUUCGUCGAAGCCCAGGCCAAACUAGCCCUCUCCACGCCGGGCCUCCGUCAAGCCGUCUUCUGGGUCGGCUUCCGACAAGAAUUCCACGUAGCCUUCUCCCAACAACGACCCAUCCGUCUUCCGCUCUCCAUAACAACCCCCUACCUCCUCUGGACCCCGGCCGCAGACCACAUCUGGACGAACCGCCUCCUCAUCAUCUGCGCCUACGCCCUGCAGUACUGCUACGACGACCAACCCGCCCCUCCAGAGCGAUACUACAAGCUCAUCGACCUCCACAACCGCUGGCUCCAAUGCCGUCCGCCUUCCUUCUCGCCCGUCUACUACCAGAAACCAGACCCCGGACUGGGCGAGCUCUUCCCCCGAAUCUGGUACCUAGAUGAUUGCCACAUCGUCGCGUCCCAGAGUAUGGGUCUACUCAAUAUCCUCUUGACGGCUUACUCGCCGCAUAUACCGCGUGUCGGGCCGAUCUGUCGCGAGUCUAUGGAUGUCAUGAACGCCAAGUUACGAUCGACUGUCUUUGAGAUCUGUGGCAUUGCGUUGUCGAAUCGGCAGUCGCCGCCUGCGUUUACGACUGUUUGUAUUGCUAUUAAUAUCUGCGGGGACCGGUUUACGGAUUUGAAGGAGCAGCAGGCAUUGAUGGAGGUUCUUGUUAGUACGACCAGGGAGACGAACUAUUGGCCGACGACGGUGUCGCAGAUGAGGUUGAAGGAGGUGUGGGGGUGGGAUGCUUGA